UGACCUAGGACAGUAUAAAAUCCCCGCUAACCAUCAGUGGGACACGAAAGGAACCGUACCGUUUAGGUGUGUCUGUGAAGCAACAAUGAAGGCUGUGGCUCUGAUCCUUGCUCUGGCAGUCAUCUCUGGCUGCCAUGCCCGCGCCGUGCGCCAGGCUGAGGCCCCCAAAAGCCCCUGGGAGGAGAACGUGGAGCGCUUCUGGACCUACGUGUCGGACAUCAAUAGCAGAACCGAGGGAGUGGUGGAAAACCUCAAGGCCUCCCAGCUUAGCAGAGAACUGGACACCCUGAUCCGUGACACAGUGGCUGAGCUGACUACCUACAGGGAGGGCAUCCAGACCCAGCUGGGGCCCUACACUGAGGAAACAGCCGGACAGCUGGGUCAAGACCUGCAGCUGCUGACAACCAAGCUGGAGAAAGACAUGCUUGACGCCAAGGAACGCAGCACCCAGUACCUGGGAGAGCUGAAGACCAUGAUGGACCAGAACGCUGAGGAUGUCAAAAACCGGGUCAACACCUACACUCGCAAGCUGAAGAAACGUCUGGGCAAAGACACGGAGGAGAUCCGCAACACUCUGGCCACCUAUAUGGGUGAGCUCCAGUCCCGUACCUCCCAGAAUAUGGAUGUCUUGAAGGAACGUGUGAAUCCCUUUCUGAGCCAGACCCACAAGACAGCCGCCGACAAGCUGGGCAGCUUCACCUCCCUUCUGAAGAACCAGGAACUGAGCCAGCAGGUCUCCGCCCAGGCUGAAGAGAUCCGUGAGCAGGUGGAGGCCACCGCAGAGGACCUGCGCAUAUCCCUGGAAAAGAAGAUCGAUGAGCUCAGCGGCCUGAUCGCUCCCUUCGCUGCCAAGAUCCGCGAUCAGCUCCAGACUGUCAUGGACACGGUCAAGGAGACUGGCUCCUAAAAGGACUGACAGCAGGGAGGGUGAGGAGGACAAGUGGUCAUCUUCUAGUAGAGCACUGUGCCACCAUUCACCUAGCUGCCACAAGGAGGGAGUUUAUGGUUACUGAUGCUGUUUUCACUGGGUUGUCACUGUGUGUUUUGGGUGAAGGGGGUUAAUAGAUUAGAAGAGUGAGGAGGACAUAGCUUUGAAGGGGUCUUGAGAAGACAAGCGGUCGUUUAUGUCUGUUCAGGCCUUAGAAGGGCAUUUCCUCUUAAAAUCUCUGCCACCACUCACUGUAUAAUCUCCAUGUCUCAGAACACAACAGCCACACUCAAUACUGCCAUUAACACACAAGAAGCCCCUGUUUUUAACCUGCUUCGUUGUCUUCCUUGAGUUAACUGCUCUUUUAAAUGUCUCUUCUGGAUUGUUCCCAUAAUUUGCAUCAGGUUUCUAUGGCUGUUAUGUGGGACACAAAGGGGGCUUGUGCCAUGAAUUCUAUUUCUGUGGUUGAAAGUGUAUCUUCUAUAUUGUGAGCAGAGUUGGUACUGACCCUACCCGGCACAGUCCCUGUCCUUUAUUUCAAUAACUGCACUGAACUGGGAUCAGCACCAGGCUGUCCAGAAACCAUAAAGAAUCAUUCUGUGCCUAGAUUGUCUAGGAUUUUUUACACUUGCUCUGUUAAUAACACUGUAUCUGUUGUGAUUUCUAUAAUAUGACAAUCAAACUAAAAGGCCUACUUCCAUGGUCCACAUAAGCCUGUCUGUAUUAUUUCAUUAUGCCAUUUCACAUUGUAACAUGUCCAUGCUGCUCAAGACAGUACACUGUUCAUUCUCUGUCAGUUUGUGUCCUCCUCUCUGACUGACAGUGUGAUAUCCAGUCUUUCUGUCUGUCUGUCUGACUGCAGUGUGAAACCCAGCGCUGAGUAAAUAAAAGAUGUAAAGAGAGAU
Messenger RNA from Esox lucius (northern pike), 1833 nucleotides. It is a transcript of the gene apoeb, whose product is annotated as apolipoprotein Eb. Gene Ontology annotation, cellular component: extracellular region; intermediate-density lipoprotein particle. The transcript has 5 exons. Gene Ontology annotation, biological process: regulation of amyloid-beta clearance; cholesterol catabolic process; negative regulation of neuron apoptotic process. The record is from RefSeq and is a predicted model, not a curated record. Gene Ontology annotation, molecular function: lipid binding. Bases 86 to 907 code for a protein of 273 amino acids. NCBI's taxonomy places the organism in Eukaryota, Metazoa, Chordata, Actinopteri, Esociformes, Esocidae.